This is a messenger RNA of Vicia villosa (hairy vetch), 1129 nucleotides long. Its product is annotated as proliferating cell nuclear antigen. Gene Ontology annotation, biological process: regulation of DNA replication; translesion synthesis; leading strand elongation. The coding region runs from base 170 to 970 and encodes 266 amino acids. The transcript has 4 exons. The record is from RefSeq and is a predicted model, not a curated record. Lineage: Eukaryota; Viridiplantae; Streptophyta; Magnoliopsida; Fabales; Fabaceae. Gene Ontology annotation, molecular function: DNA binding; DNA polymerase processivity factor activity. Gene Ontology annotation, cellular component: PCNA complex.
AAAAUAUAAGCGGGAAAUCAAUUAUUUCAUUCUAUCCCGCCUUAGGUUCUAGAACUUUCCACUAUAUAAACCCUUUCCCUCUUCACCCAACCUUCGAUCUUUCAUUUCCCUCCAUUCCCCUUCAAAACCCUAACCGUCAAAACCCUAAUCUUUCAGAUCCGCCAUCAAGAUGUUGGAACUCCGUCUAGUUCAAGGUUCACUUCUCAAGAAGGUUCUCGAAUCGAUCAAGGAGCUGGUGAACGAUGCGAACUUCGACUGUUCGUCUACUGGUUUCUCUCUUCAAGCCAUGGAUUCCAGUCAUGUUGCUCUCGUGGCGCUGCUUCUCAGAUCGGAGGGUUUUGAGCAUUACCGAUGUGAUAGGAACCUUUCCAUGGGGAUGAAUCUCAACAACAUGGCUAAGAUGCUCAAGUGCGCUGGGAAUGAUGAUAUCAUUACCAUCAAGGCUGAUGAUGGCAGUGACACCGUCACCUUCAUGUUUGAAAGCCCCACCCAGGACAAAAUUUCUGAUUUUGAGAUGAAGUUGAUGGACAUUGAUAGUGAACAUCUUGGAAUUCCUGAGGCUGAAUAUCAUGCUAUUGUUAGGAUGCCAUCUGCUGAGUUUGCUAGGAUUUGCAAGGAUCUUAGUAGCAUUGGUGAUACUGUUGUCAUUGCGGUUUCUAAAGAGGGUGUCAAGUUUUCCACCAAAGGAGAUAUUGGAAGUGCAAAUAUUGUUUGCAGGCAGAAUACUACUGUGGAUAAGCCUGAAGAAGCUACUGUUAUAGAGAUGAAUGAGCCUGUUGCCUUACAGUUUGCCCUGAGAUACAUGAACUCUUUUACAAAGGCAACCCCUUUGUCCAGCCAAGUUACCAUCAGUCUGUCAAAUGAGCUGCCGGUUGUUGUGGAGUACAAGAUUGCUGAGAUGGGUUAUGUUCGAUUCUAUUUGGCUCCCAAAAUAGAGGAGGAUGAAGAGGAGACCAAACCCCAAGUUUAGUUCAAAUUAAUGUUGGGCUGGCAAGUUUAGUUCAAAUUAAUUCUAGGCUGGCAAUCUUAGGUUAUGCUUUUACACUUACUAUGGGUUUGAAAGAAUGUAAUGGAUUCACUGUCAUUAUUUUCUACUAGAACAAUUUUAAACAAUGAAUGGUUAUUUUCA